AUGAAGGUAUCAACACCAAAGAAAAGAAGGUUGGAGUGGAUGACAAUUCGUUCAGAGAAGAAAAAUAAACAAAGAGAAGAUCAAGAAAACAUCCCUCCUAAUUCUGAAGCCAACUCAACAUCACCAAUACAGCCAAACAGAGUUUCUCCUAAUAUCUUGAUCGAUAUAACAAAUGAACAUGAAUCUCCAAGAAUGAAACGGAUGUGUAUUAUAAAAGAGACGAAAGCUAAAAGAAAGAAUGGAGAAUCAUCUUCUGCUUCAGGUAAUAACUUGGAUGAAAACGUUGAAGAACCAUAUAUGGCACCUGAAUCGAGAAAUGACAAUCCCAAAGGAGCUCCAUCGAAAGACCAUGCAUCAUCAUCACGCUCACUUAACUCACUAUAUAACCCAGAAGUAUAUGAUGAAAAUGGAGAUGCAACCUACAGUUGUGAGCAUUGUGGAGCUUUAAUGUGGUACAACAAGCGAAUAGACAAAAGAAGCAAAAAAUCUAAUCCAAAGUUCUCACUAUGUUGUAUGCACAGAAAGAUUGAUCUGCCACUACCACCAUAA
Molecule: messenger RNA, 549 nt
Organism: Camelina sativa (false flax)
Lineage: Eukaryota; Viridiplantae; Streptophyta; Magnoliopsida; Brassicales; Brassicaceae
Source: RefSeq, a predicted model, not a curated record